Messenger RNA from Amoebophrya sp. A25, 7326 nucleotides. The record is from the annotation of a GenBank genome assembly. NCBI's taxonomy places the organism in Eukaryota, Dinophyceae, Syndiniales, Amoebophryaceae.
GGACCACAGGUUCUUGACCCACGCGCAGACUCCUUCUACAACUGGGACUCCUUUCCAUGAGCGGAGGCCGUUAGAGCGUUCCGUGUCAGAGCGUUCCAGGUCAGAGGGUUCCGCAGAACUUGGUAGUGAAGAUAAAGACGAUAAUACUCAUAACCCAUCACAGCGCAAAGCACCUAGUGAAACACGAGCAAUAAGAAUAUAUUCACUCGGUGAGAACAGCAGUGGAUAUGAUGGUAGAGAAGGAGAACGCAGACCACCCUCCAACGCCAACUACAAGAGCGAGAAGAAUAAUUAUCACGACGCUGAUGAACGAGCCCGCCUUCCCGGGAACCACAGCACCGCCGUAAUUCGUCAUGGGCCUAUACGAGAUCAUCAUCAUCUUCCCGCCAUCUCGAGAAUUACGUCAUCCUCAUCACCAGGAGCAUUUGGCACAAGGGGAAAUCCCUUUGCGAUGAUAGAGAUAUGAUAAGGAUAACGAAGGUAAGCGGUUUUUUUGUUUUCCUCGUACUGUAUACCCCAUUAUUCUAUUGUGCUACCCCGACCACCUGACUGGCUCCUCCCUACAACCAUACAUGUACCAUGGAGGGAGGCCCCCCUGUGGAUGGGGCGGCGGUGGCGUCGGCACGCCCUUUCUUCCGCGGUGGUGCCGUGUAAGGAUUACCAGGGGCGAAGGCCUCAAAAGGCGGGCCGGAGUCCCCUGACGGCUCUCCGCGUGUACCCCACAGGCGUCCCGACUUUUGGGCCCUAUUAGGGGGACGGCCUCGGGCGGCAGAAGGCGGCGACGGUCGCGAGGCCUGGCCCCUUUGGCCCUACUCCCCGCAAUUGCUGGCAGCGCCAGGCGCCAGCAAACCCCCGGGGGGUCGAGGACCAAAGGCGAGGAGGAUAGGGGGCAACGCGUGCCCGCCUGGAUGCUGUCGGAUACAUGCAGCACGGCGAAAGGUCUCAAGCUUUCCCACCUGCUGCCUUCGGAGGCCUUCCAACCUCCAAGAAACUCCCCCAGUGAAGGGCCUGCGCCCGGGAGGUCUGCAGGGCUGUACACGCAAAACGGCAAGGGUGUCAAGCUUUGCCGCCUUAGGAAGCCUUCCACUCCCGGCCGUCGGUGCUUGAACGGCCACGGGCGCUUGGCUCUUGUAGGGUACACGCAAGGAGCCGCGAGGGCGCCAAGUUUGGCGUUUGGAGGCCUUCCUGCCUGGAAGUCCCUCGAAAAAGAGGGCCCGGGGCUGGCGGCCCCCUGCCUCGAAACUCCACACGGGGGGCCUUCGUUCAGCCUUGAGCCCUGGGACGCCCCCCCGCUCCAUCCACAGGGGUGGGCCUCCGUGGAACCUUGCGAGCGUCUUAUCCACCUGAGGAGCGUGACGCGCGAGGGGGUAUCAGCGUGACGCGUGGUGGCGUGCUGACGCGCCUAGGAGCGUGACGCGCGCGGGGGUCUGAGCGUGACGGCGUGACGCGCGCGGGAGCGUGACGCGCGUGAGAGCCUUAUCGAAGCGCGUGAGGGUGUGACGCGCUUAGGAGCAUGAUGCGCGUGAGAUUAUUAGCGAAGUGCGUGAGGGUGUGACGUGCUUGGGAGCGUGACUCGCGUAGGAUUAUUCGCGAGGUGCGUGAGGCGGUGACGGCGGGGCGCGUGGCGUGGGGCGUCGGACGCUGGGGCGUGUCGAAAAGUGCGCGACUUAGGACGUGGCGCGCCGCCGUGGCGUAUGGCAAUGCCACACUUGGGGGCGUGGCGUAUGGCGUCGUCAUGUGUGACGGCGUGACUUCGGACGGCGCGGCGUGUGGACUGACGGUGUGACGUGUGACGGCGGGAGGGUGUGGCGGUGUGUUGUCUGUGUGUUGGGUGAGGUGUCUGCGAGGGUGUUGCGAGCAUGUGCCCCGCAUCCCAUAGAUGGGCUGCCGGGCAUUGCCUUCGCGGGUGGCUUGUCUAUUUGUUUCGUUGCUGUGGUUGGGUCUAUAUCUCAUCCCCACGUUGCUGCCAUGCAUUGUUUGUCUGGCGCCUUCGUGGUCGUGUCAGGAGUCUUGUUUGCCAACAGGUCGCCCGCGCCCACGGAUGUUCCCCAGAUUGUCAGGUCUCCCACAGAUAUUCCCCAGAUCGUCAGGCUUCCUACGGGUGUCGCGACUGUCAGGCGCGCGGCGUCACGCUCGAAAGCGUUACGCGUCACGCAUGGGAGCAACCGCGUGCUUCCUCCUUAUAGUAGGGGGGCGGGAAAGGGGGGAAGGUUUAGGUCUGCGGUCUAAAGGACGCUCGCCAGGUCUUACGGGGGCCCCCACCCCUUGAACAAAUAUAGGCUAUAAAGUGGCGACUAGCUUUACCUUUAGCUUUUUACAACAUCCGUGGCAAACAGAAGAGGAAAGCCAUACGUUGUCUGUAUCUGUAGCCCACUCGUAGAACUAGAAGCGCGGUCUUAGUGGUGUCCGAAAAAUCGGAGAAAAAUUAGCACGUCCCUUUUGUGUUCAUAUAGCAGGUCGGAUACGGAAGUCGAUGUCUCAUGCAACCCCGCACGAACGCACAGGAGAGAAGAUAUCCUACGUGCGAUGCAAAAACAAAAGCCAGGCAGACAUCACGAUAAGGGUAACCCUCAUUUUAAGGCUAGCUUCUGCACUGAACUUUGUGCGAGUCUACCGCGGAAAAUACGCGGGUAGGUUUUGACUUAUCGGAACUCGCUCGCAAAGUGCGCAGGUAGGUUUUGACUUAUCGGAACUCGCUCGCACUACAAAAAAAAAAACGAGGUUAAUUGCGUUGCAUUGUAGCAAUUUCCACCCAGUUUUUUAUCGAACAUCUUUAUUCGAGCUGUUUCCAAAAAGAAAAUAGCGAAUAGAUGCUCCAAAAGAGGGCAGCUGACGUUGCCCGUAUCUAUGUAUACUUCUUCUACUUCCGCCCUCUUCGUGCUGUGUGUGCUUAUCGAGUGCUAUGUAUAGCGCCAGGACAAGUGUUGAAAUUAGGUUGAGUAGCUAGUGGGGACAACAUGAAUAUCGAAGUCUGUUUGCAUAAUUAUUUCAAUUUUUCAUCCGUGGAAUUUUUGGAACUGAAAACACCUACUCCGCAUAAUAGAAACCAUCGCUAAGAUUAUUUGGGUGCAGCACGUUAAAGGCACGGAUGUGUGGGGUAACUCCGAUUUCAAUUGCUGCCAACAAGCCGCGUGUGAUAUACAAACGGAAGAAUAUGGGCCAUGUUCUUAAGGAGGUCCACAAUUUUAUUUGAGAGUACCACGUCCCCGACCCAUGUCAAGUGUGCGCUGUUAUCUCGCCAUCCUCGGAGGAUGUAUUAAAUGAACCUUUCUUGAAGAUCCAAAGUUCUGAAGACAGUUAUCCACGAUGCCUUGUUUUCAACACAGGGAGGGAGUAGAUUUCAGAGAGAGACGAGAGAAGUGGCAGCGGCCAGCGGGGGAGCGAAUUUCACUCUAGUAUUCUUUAGAAUAUUAUAAGGAUCAAAGGCGUAAGUAGGGGGGCGUUGGCAGUAGAGCUGCAGUUGAUCGCAAUGCUGUGAAGCCUGGAGCCUCAUCCGGCUAUCGGAGUGGCUAUGUAUAUCAAUCUUUCUGGUCCGCGCCGUGUCUUAAUUCCGAAACCCACUACACGCCCUCCCCUACUACUGAGGUAAGACACGGCUGAGCAGUGUGCGCCGUCGCACCCAGGAGUAGUUACGCCUGGGGUCAGUUAUUCGCCGACGACGAGGCCCAACUCUUAGGUCAAUAGACCUAGGGUCCCGGCGUCCGCUCUUACAGUUUGGCUGCCUUUCUUUGUAUUCUGUGGGACACCGUCACCCGCCCCCUCCGCUGGAACAUAGGACUCGGCGCAGUAUUUCGCUUCCUCUGGCAUGAAGUGCAAUAGCGUAGGCUGUGUGUCGUAUAGUUACAUAUUUUUUGCGAAGCUCUUAACUACACCGGUCGCGCGCCUGUCUUGUCUUAUCAGGGACUGCCUGGGGUGUGAUUUAUUAUGAAUACCAUGUUGCUGCGCCUGCGGCAUAUACGAGGCCCAUGAGCAUGAUCCACACCAGUCGGGUGCAUGUCUGAGGCACUCAGCCUGUCGGGCUCUAGGCACGCUACUCCAAACGCGCCGGCCAGUGCUGGCGCGGGCGUCUUCGUGGUGUCUUUUACGCUUUCUUAACACCCUCACCAUUUAAAGGCGCUGCCUGACCACUGCCGCAAAUGGUUUCCCUUUCUCUCAGUCGUUUCGCCCAGAUCAGUCUUUCCAAGUGAACAACUAAGCACAGAGCAAGAAUGACCACAAGCAGAGUCGUGGGCGUAGCUGCCCACACUCAUAGGCCAAAGGAAGGGCUUUGCUUGGCUGGGCCAGGUGGUGUGGUAUGGUUAUUAAAGUUUACGCGUGUCAAGUGGUGCAUGUGUAUAGCGACAGACUCCGCACGACCGUGUCUAGCUUUGUGAAAGAGCCCCGAGCGUGCCAAUGUUGGUGGAGUGCUUCGGGCGUUCGUGUGAUGUGGCGCCCAUCUUAUUCACUGUGACUGCAUGAAGAAGAGGGCGGAGGGCUCCACGCCUGCGCCUGUCAUGAUCGUGAAGGCCUCGCGCAUCAACCCCAUCGAACCAAAGGCAACCAGGUCCAAACCUUUGCGGGGUAGGGCUUACUACACACUUGUGACGGUAUUGCUCUGUCGCGCAGGAUUUGUGACUGAUCUUCUGCACCCCCACAAACUAAGCAGCGAGCCCCUCCUAGGUAGUUUAUGGCGAAGGCAUUGGGCUGAGCUUACCAAUCUUGGCCCGGGCAGGCGAUCAAAGUAGACGCUUGUUCCCCUACGCAUGGCAGAUCCGUGCGUGCCUGAUUUCUAUGCGUGCUCUGCCUUUCUCUGCCUCAUCUGGCAUAUUUCAUAAUGUAUGCAAGAAAUUCGUGAUCUCUGAUUGAUGUAAGCAGGCGAUGGGAAUGUUAUUCGUUUUGUUUUCACGAAUUGGCAGCGCUAAUCUUCGGAUUGGCCUUUUCCCCCCUCAGGCCGAGGCCGCUGGCCGCAUCCCAAAUAAUAUAAAAACUAUACAUGAUGAUGAUGAAGAUGAUGAUGAUGAUGAUUCUCGACUGGGGUCUUGGAUCUACUCACGUAAAGAAAUUCCAUAGCCCCUACUAUCUAUGCUCUAGGUAGGCCAUUAUCAUGAAAUGUGGAGGAAAAUAAAUAGCUGCGCCCCUCUUCUUCUUCUUCUUCCUCUUCUCCUUCGUGUCUAAUGUGCCUUUGACUGCAGUGGUUUGGGGUGGAGAUGGAGGAAGACUGGGUGUCGAGUCCACCUGAGUGAAAAGGGCACGGAGUGCUGGAACGGCCAUGGAGCACACGUCCAAGUAUGCUUCAACAAUUUCGAUUUCAAUUAAGGCGGGGCGCGUCACUAUCGUUCAUCUUCUUCUGCUGCUGCUUGCAUGCAUCUUGUAGCAUGCAUUCCCGUUCUCUGUAGUAAAAAGUACUAUCACGCCAUGAGCAUGACUUUUAACAAUCGGCUGAAAACUUCAGACCAGGAUUCUUCUCGUAUAAAAAGCCCUGGUAUAAGAAAAAGUCGACGCGUUUUUUUGGUGAUGAUCAAUCUAGAUCUCUCUCAUGUGCUUAUCAGAAGUAGAAGUCUUGGGGGGCAGUUGUGUUGCAGUAUUAGCUACCUGCGGCGAAGAACAAGACCCCGACAAGAGGAGGCGGGCACACUUUGUCCCCACACGAAGAGAACUCUUCCUAUAUUUAUGCACUGGAGGAGCUUGCGGGGGAAGUGGUUGAUACUAACUGGCGAGCUAACUCAGCCGAGAGAAGAGCCGCGCCCUCUGGGAGGUUCUUGGACGACGGUCGGCAAGUAUUUGCCGGCCGGGGGACUACUAGGGAGAGGGUUGGGGGCAACGGGCCCCGCCGUGCGUAGUGCGAAAAAUGCACCCACGCGCGACGCCGCUGGUGGGUGCGCUGGUGCAUCCCAGCGAAGGCGAACCUCGGCCCGCGCCCCAGUGGGAGGCUCGGGCGGGAGCGUCAAUGCUACACCCGCGGGGCGGAGUUCACAGGCAGAGCGGUGCGGAGCAGACCGGGCGGGCUGCCGGCGCACGGGCCAAAGCGCCUGCGCGUGGGCCGCUGGGGGGCCGGCGCGCCCUUCGGCGGUGCGGUGGGCAGGCGCGCGGCGCGCUACCCCUACGCGGGGUAGAGGUCUCUGCUUCGGCUGGGGGUGGCGCCUGUGGCGGCGCGUUUUUUUCUUAGCCUCAAGCUGAAAACUAGGUGGGGCAGGUCCAGUCUCAUUCUCGCAAAAAAGUCCAGGGAUUUUCUGUGUGCGUAGAAGUCGCUAUCUAGAAAGCUAGCGUCUAUUCUCACUCUACAGCUUCAGGGGUAGACACACCUUCAGCACUGUGACGCGGGUGCUGUGCCUCUCGUGUAGAACGCAGAUGCAAUAAACCGAAGCACCGACCUCAGUGACAGCGCUCUAAUUACGCAUUGCGCAAUAUGACUACGAAUCAUGUGGAGGCGACAGGUAUUGCGUGACGCCUUGUUAAGGCGUAUGAAUAUGAAUUGUAAAACUUUCAGGUUGGUUCACCAGUUUCAUCAGUAGAAGCCUGGCGAUACUUACAUGAAAUCGCUCUGAUCGAAUUCGAAGAUCAUGAUUCUUGGACCCCCUUUGCUGAACUAGAGAAAAGCUCACUGUAGUCACUGGAGUCUAUCUUCUUCCUCUAUUUUUUUGCUUGGCACGGGCCGAGGUCUUGGCACAUCACUCAAGUGAAAAGAAUGAUAACGUAGAACGAGCUUGAGCUUGAACUUGGUUGGUGUAAUCGUGCGCGGUGAGAUGUCAUGAGAGUGUUGAUGAAUUAUAGUCACAGUCGCAAGUUAGUAGUAGAUGUAGCCAAGGAAUGAGCUUUAGUAAGAUGAUCCUCCGUUCCUCAACGUCUUCUAAUUUGGGACUGAAUGGCGCCCAAGCCAAGAGGACUGCAACAGGAGAAGUGAAACGCGGAUCAGGUCUCGAGAGUUAAGCGUUGCAAGUGGCUCCAAUUUCCUCCUCUCUCGUAGGUAGCUGUAGCAUGUCUAUGACUUUUUGAAGGGAGUAGCGGGGUACGGCGCUAAGGAAAGAGGAUAGGUCAUGAUCUCUUCAAAUAAGGGGUAGGGGGGAUACGCUAGGGGAAAAGGAUAGGUCAUGAUCGGAGAUAAAGAUAGAGGGGCUUAGGGUUGUUAUUUGCAAAGCGUUUCUAAGGCAGAACUUUGAUUUUCGGGGUGGCGUAAGUUAUUGCAGUGGGUCGUCUCCUCGAUUCUACGAAAGCGUCACGCAUCAAAAUGCAUGCUACAGGCAGCCAUGCACGUUAGCCUCAGAAACUACGAUAUGCGGUGGUGGGCGCAAGUGGAAAAACUCUGCGGGAGACAUAAAGUGUGCCGGCAGAGACUGUACCGCAGAGGCC